Molecule: messenger RNA, 2920 nt
Organism: Gloeophyllum trabeum ATCC 11539
Lineage: Eukaryota; Fungi; Basidiomycota; Agaricomycetes; Gloeophyllales; Gloeophyllaceae
Exons: 4
Coding region: 15-2735 (906 amino acids)
Molecular function (GO): protein binding
Source: RefSeq, a predicted model, not a curated record
CUCCUCUCAACACAAUGUCCUUUACACACUUCAAGCUCACCAGGCCAGACGGCCUUACUCGUCGUCUCAAGUUCCCUGAGCGACCGUCCUGGAGCGUCCUCGCUGCUCGCGUCGGUAAUCUCUUCUCUAUCCCUGUCGAUAGUGUCGCUGUAUCCUACGUCGAUAACGAUGGAGACGAAGUCACUCUCAGUUCCCAGGAGGAAUUGCAAGAUUACUACGAGACCAGCCAUGAGCCCGACCAGGUUAUCAAGUUCGCUGUACACGACUUGAGUGCGUUCUCCCCCCAGAAUGCCGAUAAGCCUCUCCCCGACACUCCGCGUACGUCCAACCCGUCCGGCGCUAAUGCCGCGCCUAACCGCAAUCCCUUCGUGCCCCCCGCUUUCGUCGUGGAGGUGGAGGACGACUGGGAGAGGCUUCCCAGUCUCGGUGGCUUGGGCAUGGGCGGCAUCAGUCUUGGUGGUCCCCCCGCCUUCAUGCCCGGUGCUAGAGAGUCCCCCAGCCCACACGCCUUUCUCGUUGAAGUCGACGACAGCGCCGACUUGAGUAAGCGGAGUGAAAGAAGUGAGACUGAGAGGAGGGAGAGCGAGAGCGUUUCCACCGAGCGUGCCAAUCCCGCUUCGAGAGAUAAAGGAAAGGAGAAGGCAAGAGAGGACAUGGAAGUCGACGACAACGAGGACGACGAUAGAGCCUCUACCACCUCCGUCAUUGCGGAUGAGACACCCAAGAAGCAUCCGGUUCAUGUCUACGAUGUUAGCGAUGCUGAAGGAGACGGGAAUGAAAUGGGCUCCAUCGCAGACGAAAGUAACGCCUCCUCCACAGCUAAGGCUGCGAGUCCACCCGCCGCCCCCGAUCCGCCUUUAGAGUCGACCGGAGAACCAGUUGAUCAGACUGUGUCUCUGACGAACGAUGUGGCGUCUUUCUUGAACAACCUAUCUUCGAUCUUAUCCACCCACCCUGAGCUGACGGAAGGUAUCCAGAAUAUCGUCCGCCACGCCAGCGACGGAUCAUACUGGAGCGCUCAUCGUGACGCCCUGACUAGAGCCGCAAAUGAGCUCCGUCGUUCUUCGAUGGAGGUACAGGCUGAAGCCGGAAGAGCUGGUGAAUACCUUCGCCGCGCAGCCGAGGAAGAAGCAGGUAGGCGUGUAACUGAAGCAGUCAACAACAUCGCUCUGGCUAUACGACAAAUGACGGUUGGCGACCGUGGUGACCGGCCGGCCGACGCAGGACCUGUAACCUCAACUCCUCUCGAGGAACAGUUUGGUAGGGUUCCAUUCGAGCGACCUUCAAGCAGGGGCGAGCCUGAUUCCCACCGUGGACGCGGUGGACGUUGGAGUCCGCGCGGGCACCCCCAUUUCCAUCACUUCCAUGGACAUCCUCACCAUCCUUUUGGCCGUCAUAGUCCGCCUUCCCCUCCUCAUGUGCGCCACGGUCCUCCUCCUCCUCCCCACAUGCACCACGGGUUUCCUCCCUUUCCCCCUCACAUGCAUCACGGACCUUUCCCGCCGCCACCCAUGCCCGGCAGUCCUCACUCAUCGGGUCGUAGGGAUAGAGGCCCAGUUCCACCCUCACCUCCCCCGCCACCGGCUCACCACUUCCCUCACCAUUCCCCUCCCCCGCCCUUGAGUGGUCCUUCACCACUUCCCCAUUCCCCAGAAGGUCCGCCUCCGCCUCCCCCGCCCAUGCGUCCUCCCCCUGAGGCUUCGGGCACUGCUUCUCCGCCGCCGCCACCUCCCGGUGGUGCCCAAGGCCCUCAUGUACGUCCGCCGGGGCCGCCUCCACCCAUGGGGAGCGGCUUCCCACCGUUCCCGCCAGGGUUUGUGCCGAUGUCGGCCGUAUUUCGUCAGCCUGGCAUGCGUCGAGGACCUUUUUUUGAUAGAGGCAUGUUCGGGCCUCAACGAAGGAUGCGAGGAAGGGGAGGGAUGCAUAUGCAUCGCCCGUUCCCGCCGCCGUUCGUCCAUGGUACGCCAGGGGGCAUGUUCAGCCCACCGUUCGGGCCGCCUCCUGGCCACGAGGAUGACGAUAUGAUGGACGACGAUGCGGAGUUCCAGGAUAUCGACAUGUAUGGUCUCCAUUCGCAUGAGGAUACGAGAGCCGAGUUGGAGGCUGCCAAGGAAUUUUACAAGGCUAUGAAAGACAGAUAUAGGCGCGAGAGAGACGCCAGAAGGAGGAUGCGGGGUGGCCAUGGGCGGAACAUGUCUAUGGAUAGUGCUGUGCCGCCCACUUCCGCGGACGUUAGUCGUGAUACGACUCGAGAGGACAAUGGACCCCCUCAAACAGACAGUCAACCUACCGCCGGUCCUUCACAAGCAGCAAAUACUGCUGCGGCUCAAUCCCGAUAUGCCACGGUGUCUGGUAAUAACUCUCAACGAGUCAGCAGCGCCAGGGGAGGCUUCCCUGCCCUCGAGCUGUUCAGCGUCCCCCGCCGAGCUAACACCUACCAUGGCCGCGCCCAAGGCCGGGGUCAGGCUGGGCCGAGCGCCCCGGCUGGCAUUCCCGAAGGUGUCAGGAUUAUGCAGGAGCGGAUCGAGAGACGUGUAACUGAGAUGGGUUUCUCGGAUCCUUCUGUGGCGAGAAGAGUUACCGAGCAGUUGGGAAAGAGGCGACCGACAGGCGACGGGUGGGAUGAAGAUGAUAUUGUUACGAGCGUCAUUGAAGAACUAGUUUCUAUCCCGAUCUCGUCUGGCCCCGGCGAGAAAAGAGACGGUAGUAGGGAGCUUCCAAACCCUUGGAAGUAAUUCUUCGGCACUAUGGGGUUUCAGUUGUUGCGAUGAUGAGGACGUUACCUUUCUUGUACUUUUAUUCCGGGUGCGUAAGUAGGUCCCUAUGCGAUCCAUUGUUAUUCUAGUGUAGUCUUUCUGGUCUGAGGUAUACAUACAGCAAGGUAAGUAAGUCUUAGUAGUAGAAAAUAUAAUAACGGCCC